CAUAAGUCUUUCAAACCAAACUUCGCUCUCUUCUUAACCGCUCGAGUUUUGUCCAAAGACCGCCAGUGCCUUUUAAUUUUACACAUACCAGUCAAUCAUGGCAAUCACUCAACUUGUUCAGCCGAUGGUCCGGCCUCGUACAAAAUUGGGACGCCAAAAUACCUCUAUUCCUGUGCACCUUCCAGACAUGUUUGUGCUCUUUCUGUCUGGAGCCCCGAAAGUCAACCCACAUUAUGAAAUUAUGAGACGGGAAAGUGAGACCUGGAUCUGCAAUGUGUGCUCUUUUGACGAACGAACCGAAAGGGUCUUGAAGAAGACAGACUUUGCCUAUUUCUGCUCCAUUGCAGUCCCCCACGCAUCACCAGAAGAGCUCCGAACAGUGGUUGACUGGGGUAACUGGGUUUUCCCAUUUGAUGAUCAAUUUGACAAUGGGGGCCUGAAAGAUGACCCGGAGCGUGCUCAAGAGUUGGUGGACAGAUUGCUGGCAGGGAUGGCAGAGGACAAGGGACAGUCACACUAUGAAGAGGAUUCCCUCGUCCGGGUGCAUAACUCAGUAUGGGACCGCAUCGCAGCAUCCUCUCCUGCAGGGGUCCGACGCAGAUUCGCAAAGACAAUGACCGACUACUGCAAUGGAAGCGUUGAGCAAGUCCGUGCUUGUUCCACCGGAAAGUCCCCUUCGCUGGAAGAGAUGCUUGCCAUGAGAAGGCAGUCUGCCGGAGUCUCGCCUCUCUUUGCUCUAGUGGAGUAUGCCCACAAGUUGAACCUUCCAGACUGUGUAUUCGAGGCGAGGAGUAUCAAGGAAAUUGAACGGAUCGGAAUUGAUCUGGUGUUGCUGCAAAACGAUAUCCUCUCGUACUGCAAGGAAGAGAAAGAGGGUGUCAACCAUAACAUGGUAGCCACAUGCCGGAGCUCUGGCAUGUCGGCACAGAAGGCGUUCAACCACGUUGGUAACAUGCUUGUCUCUCGCUAUCGUGAUUGGUACCUUGCCCUGGCAGAAUUACCGAGCUGGGGUGAGGAAAUCGAUUACGAAGUCCAGGAGUACAUCCUCGGAGUUGUCAAUGUCGUCAAGGCCAAUUUGAACUGGAGUUUCCGUUCUGGAAGAUAUUUUGGAAAGGCAAACGAGGCAGUCCGCAAGACGUGGAUGGUGACGGUGCGGCCCCAAAUGGCUGAUUUCAAAUGAGACCUGUGAGGCACACACGGGUGGGCUGUAUAUAGAGUAGGGUGUUGGUACAUAUAACCAUUUCAUAGUUUUUGUAAAUGCUUAGAUUGGUUGUAGCACACUGCUACUCAUUAUCGAACGGAAUCGUUUAAGACACAGGGCCGUUUGUGAAGAUUCGAAGUUUACCUGCAGUAACAAAGGAGUUGGAGCUGACAUUUGAAGCAAGCAUCAUAUAGAACGUGAGGGAAUGACGAUUAGGUGAAGAAGG
This is a messenger RNA of Aspergillus candidus, 1427 nucleotides long. Its product is annotated as terpene synthase family protein. The transcript is spliced from 10 exons. NCBI's taxonomy places the organism in Eukaryota, Fungi, Ascomycota, Eurotiomycetes, Eurotiales, Aspergillaceae. The record is from RefSeq and is a predicted model, not a curated record. The coding region runs from base 98 to 1180 and encodes 360 amino acids.